ACAUGUUUCUAUCAGGUGAUUUAUUGGCACAGAGAUUUUUAUGAACCUCUGAAGGACAAUUCAUUAGAUUCGACUGAACUUUUCAAUAGAAGAUAAAGAAGAAGUUGUGGAGUUGUCGUCUCUUUAAAAAUGAGAGAAGCCACAUAUAUGAACCAGGAGCACGUAGAGUUCCUAACCAAGAAAGAGAGGAGGUCAUCAACAUACAAAAGGUCAUCGCCGAAAAGGACUGGCAUCCUCAUCGGUAGUCUUGUGGUGCUUCUUAUCCUCUUGGCUGUUGCUGGAUUCCUCAUUUGGUUCUUCCUCUUUAAGGACGCUGAUUCCCAAGCCACCGUAAGGAAGCAGCCAAAUGUGAGGCUUUUUAGUGGUCACCUUAACAUGGAUGGUGAGAGGUAUUACCAAAAGCUGGAGGAUACAUCCAGCAAAGAAUUUCGUGGUUUGGCUAAUAAAGUAGAGACCCUUCUGGGGGAAUUCUACAAGAAUGAUCUACUUCUUGCAAAGUAUUACAACAGAUCUGUAGUCACUGCCUUCAGUGAAGGAGUUAUAGCCUAUUACUGGUCCCAGUUUAAUAUUCCAGUCACAAACCUGGAGAUUUUGCCAGAGUUCUCAGAGCAGCGGAUUUCGGAUGCACUGGAAAAAGGCAUUAAGUCGCAAAACCGCGCAAGACACAGUAAUCAAAUCAGGGUUACUGAAAUUACUGCUUCACUCACAGAUUAUCGCAUGGCCAGGAAACCCACAGCAGAGGACUGUUUCUUCCGUCUGGAAGCAGUUAAAGCUGCACAAAACUUUUCAUCUCCAGGGUACCCCAGACACUACCCGCCGAACUCUCAUUGUCAGUGGCAAAUCCGGACCUCAAAAGAGAAUGCCAUAUCAGUUAGUUUUCCAUUUUUCCACAUUGAAGAUGAUUGCAAGGAUGACUUUGUCUCUAUCUUCGACUCUCUGAGUCCUGACGAUUCUCAGGCCAUCACAGUUUCAGCUCAGCAGUGUGGAGGUAAACUCUCUGGAAACAAUGGAAAAUUCACGUCGCCACUUCAUCCAAUCUUCUAUCCUCCUUCCAUGGACUGCAAGUGGACCAUCAAGGUUUCUCAAGGUAAAAAAGUACGUGUGACUUUCAAGAUAUUCAGCAUGAAAGAGCCUAAUGUAGACACUAGCAGGUGUCACAAGGACUAUGUGGAGAUCAUGGGGCAACGAUAUUGUGGGGAUCGAUCAUUCUUAGUUUUGACCAGUGAUUCUAACGUCCUUGAGGUGAAGUUUCACUCUGAUGAGUCCUAUACUGACAAGGGCUUUCUUGCAGAGUAUGAGGCCUUCAAUCAUUCUAACGCUUGCCCUGGUGAGUUUGCCUGCAACAAUGGCAUGUGCAUCGCAAAGAAACUACAGUGUAAUGGCUGGAACGACUGUGGCGACAUUAGUGAUGAGAAAAACUGCCGUAGGUUGAUCAUACAACUCUUUUAUUCCCUUAAUAGCUCUUCUUACUAUCAUUUUCCCUUCCAUGUCCCCCUUUCAUUUGAAACAAAGAAAUACCGCUCACAGCCGCAGGAGUACCAGCUGUCUGAUUGCGAACCAAACGAGUGGAGGUGUGGAAAUGGAGUUUGUCUUCCUCAAGAUGUUGUAUGUGACAAUGUAAUGGACUGUGAGGAUGGAAAUGAUGAGGCCACAUGCAAAUCCUCCCCAAAUAUGUGCUCUGACUACAGCUUUAAAUGCGACAGUGGGAAAUGCAUCAACAAGGUGAAUGCUGAAUGUGACCAUGUCAGUGACUGCUCUGAUAAUUCAGAUGAAGCUCACUGCGACUGCGGCAUCAGGCCUUACAAGAUGACACGCAUCAUAGGAGGGCAGAACGCAGACAGUGGAGAGUGGCCCUGGCAGGUCAGCCUUCACUUCAGGACAUCUGGCCAUGCUUGCGGCGCCUCAAUCAUCUCGGAUAGGUGGCUUUUGUCUGCAGCUCACUGUUUCAAAUUUUCCCAUGAACAUGGUCUUCAAGCCAAUUGGAUUACGUACAGUGGAUUGCAGUCUCAGUAUGAGCCAGAGAAAGCUCAGAUGCGUAAAGUGAAGAGAAUCAUCCUCCACCCAUCUUAUGAUCAAGUGACCUCUGACUACGACAUUGCUCUGCUAAAGCUUAGUGAGCCUCUAGAGUUCAGCAACACCGUCCAACCAAUCUGCCUCCCUGCAUCCUCUCAUGUCUUUCCUCCAGGAAUGACGUGCUCGAUCACAGGCUGGGGAGUUACACGGGAAGGAGGGCGCAAGGCGAUUAUGCUUCAGAAGGCAUCAGUGAAACUCAUUAAUGAUGAAGUAUGUAAUAAGUUCAUGGGGGGCCGGGUUACAUCCAGGAUGUUCUGCAGUGGAUUCCUUGAAGGAGGAGUCGACGCAUGCCAGGGAGACUCUGGAGGCCCCCUGGCAUGCCUUGAGGAAAGCGGGAAGUGGUUUCAGGCUGGCAUUGUUAGCUGGGGUGAGGGCUGCGCUCAACGGGACAAGCCUGGAAUCUACUCCCGUGUUAUCAAGUUCAGAGAAUGGAUCAAGGAGAAAACAAACAUUUAAAGAUCAGGAUGAUGUGAGGAGCAGCAGUAAGAAUAAUAGAGUCCUAAAAAUGCUGAACACAUAACAUUUUAGUAUGAUUUUAUUAUGAUUCAGGUCAACUCUCUUUGAGUUUAAUCUCUUUAACAGUCAGGGUAGCGUACUGUUUAUUGGGGCCCAACUGUUGAUAUAAAUGCUUAAAUUAUUUCCUUGGCGAUCUCCCA
Cyprinodon tularosa is the source of this 2729-nucleotide messenger RNA. RefSeq names its product suppressor of tumorigenicity 14 protein homolog (gene st14). Gene Ontology annotation, molecular function: protein binding; serine-type endopeptidase activity. The record is from RefSeq and is a predicted model, not a curated record. Gene Ontology annotation, biological process: acrosome reaction; proteolysis. The transcript has 18 exons. The coding region runs from base 130 to 2529 and encodes 799 amino acids. NCBI's taxonomy places the organism in Eukaryota, Metazoa, Chordata, Actinopteri, Cyprinodontiformes, Cyprinodontidae.